Bufo bufo (common toad) is the source of this 1634-nucleotide messenger RNA. RefSeq names its product VPS28 subunit of ESCRT-I (gene VPS28). The record is from RefSeq and is a predicted model, not a curated record. Gene Ontology annotation, cellular component: ESCRT I complex. Gene Ontology annotation, molecular function: protein-containing complex binding. The coding region runs from base 35 to 700 and encodes 221 amino acids. Gene Ontology annotation, biological process: protein transport to vacuole involved in ubiquitin-dependent protein catabolic process via the multivesicular body sorting pathway. The transcript has 9 exons. NCBI's taxonomy places the organism in Eukaryota, Metazoa, Chordata, Amphibia, Anura, Bufonidae.
UCUUUUCAGUCUUGGACUCGUCUCUUUGCGCGUCAUGUUUCAUGGGAUCCCCGCGCAGCCGGCAGUCAGUGCUCCUGGAAAUAAGCCAGAGUUAUACGAGGAGGUGAAGCUGUACAAGAAUGCCCGGGAGCGAGAGAAGUAUGACAACAUGGCGGAGCUGUUUGCUGUGGUGAAGACGUUGCAGGCCCUGGAGAAGGCUUAUAUCAAAGACUGUGUCUCCCCCAGCGAGUACACCGCCGCCUGCUCGCGCCUCCUGGUCCAAUACAAAGCCGCCUUCAAGCAGGUGCAAGGAGCGGAGGUCGGCUCCAUCGAUGACUUCUGCAGAAAGUACCGGUUGGACUGUCCUCUGGCAAUGGAGCGAAUUAAGGAGGAUCGACCAAUCACCAUCAAGGACGACAAGGGGAACCUGAAUCGCUGCAUUGCAGACAUUGUGUCGCUCUUCAUUACGGUGAUGGAUAAACUGCGUUUGGAGAUCCGAGCGAUGGACGAGAUCCAGCCAGACCUCCGGGAGCUGAUGGAGACCAUGAACAGGAUGAGCCACUUACCACCAGAUUUUGAGGGCAGAGAGAAAGUCAGCCAAUGGUUGCAGAAGUUAAGCAGCAUGUCGGCCUCUGAUGAACUUGAUGAUUCCCAAGUACGGCAGAUGUUAUUUGACCUGGAAGCUGCAUACAACGCCUUCAACCGCUUCCUUCACUCCUAACCUUGUGUGAUCUUGGAUCCCCCCACAUCAGACAAUAUUCAUCUGGAUUACAGAGGCCACCUGAUUGGUUUUGUCCAUAAAUAGUCUUCAUUGUCCAGCACCCAUAUUAAAUGAGAAGAAACAUGUCCUUCCCACCAGCUCCCCGUCACAGCACUGAAACUCCAUUACCCCUUUGGCCUGUCACUCAACAUGUCCUCUGAUCUGACUUCUUUGAUCUAUCACAAGAGAUCUUCCCUUAAGUGAUCCCUCCGAUCCAUCAAUGAACUUGUUUCCUUUGCUGACCCCUCCAGUCUACCACACAACAUCUCUCCUCUACCUGACUUCUGGCCUGCCACCUGUAUCUUUUCCUCUCUGACUUCUCGAGUCCAUCACUAGACAUCCCCUCUUCCUUCAUGACUUCUCGAGUCCAUCACUAGACAUCCCCCUCUUCCUUCAUGACUUCUUGAGUCCAUCACUAGACAUCCCCCUCUUCCUUCAUGACUUCUCAAGCACAUCACUAGACAUCCCCCUCUUCCUUCAUGACUUCUCAAGCCCAUCACUAGACAUCCCACUCUUCCUUCAUGACUUCUCGAGUCCAUCACUAGACAUCCCACUCUUCCUUCAUGACUUCUCGAGUCCAUCACUAGACAUCCCCCUCUUCCUUCAUGACUUCUCGAGUCCAUCACUAGACAUCCCCCUCUUCCUUCAUGACUUCUCGAGUCCAUCACUAGACAUCCCCCUCUUCCUUCAUGACUUCUCGAGUCCAUCACUAGACAUCCCCCCUCUUCCUUCAUGACUUCUCGAGUCCAUCACUAGACAUCCCGCCUCUUCCUUUAUGACUUCUCGAGUCCAUCACUAGACAUCCCACUUUUCCUUCAUGACUUCUCGAGCCCAUCACUGGACAUCUCUCUCCUGUUGUCAUCUUUGUGUUUAAUAAAGAUAUUCUUUCCUCGUA